This is a messenger RNA of Trichoderma virens Gv29-8, 7146 nucleotides long. RefSeq names its product putative polyketide synthase. Lineage: Eukaryota; Fungi; Ascomycota; Sordariomycetes; Hypocreales; Hypocreaceae. The coding region runs from base 1 to 7146 and encodes 2381 amino acids. The record is from RefSeq and is a predicted model, not a curated record. The transcript has 5 exons. Gene Ontology annotation, molecular function: oxidoreductase activity; 3-oxoacyl-[acyl-carrier-protein] synthase activity; fatty acid synthase activity. Gene Ontology annotation, biological process: fatty acid biosynthetic process; secondary metabolite biosynthetic process.
AUGGACGCUCUGCAUUUAGCUUGCCAUCUCCCGGGUGGAAUUACCUCGCCAUCAGGGCUUUGGGAUUAUGUUUACAACAAGAAAUCUGCACAAUGCACUGUGCCGCUGGAUCGGUAUAACAUUGAGGGUUUCUACCAUAAGGACGGAAGCAGAGCCGGUGUUAUGAGUGUCGAUGGUGGAUAUUUUAUUCAAGAAGAUGUUCGCAAGUUUGACCCUUCAUUCUUUGGCAUCAACAACCUCGAGGCUUCUUACAUGGACCCUCAACAGCGAAAGCUGCUUGAGGUGGUCUAUGAGUGCUUUGAGAACGCCGGUCUAUCUAUGGAAGAUGUGUCUGGCUCCAAUACAGCAGUCUUUGUUGGCAACUUUACAGUGGACUACUCGGUAAUGCAAUCCCGUGAUACAGAUUAUGUUCACCGGUUAGCCGCCACAGGUGGUGGUACCUCGAUCAUGUCGAACCGUAUUAGCCACGUCUUUAAUCUCCAUGGCCCAAGUUUCACUCUUGACACCGCUUGUUCUUCCACCAUCUACGCUCUCCACCAGGCUGUGAAUGCUAUCAAGAAUGGUGAUUGCGACGCUGCAAUUGUCGCAGGCGCUAAUCUGAUUACAUCUCCCGAGCAACAUUUCGGAACGGCAAAGGGCGGCUUUCUUUCGCCAACUUCGGCUUGUCACACAUUUGAUACAUCAGCGGAUGGUUAUGCGCGUGCAGAGGCCCUCAAUGCCAUCUACAUUACACGACUGUCAUCUGCGAUGAAAAGUGACCGCAAGAUACAUGCAGUUAUUCGCGGAACGGCCAUAAAUGCCAACGGCAAAACUCCUGGUAUUACCCUCCCGGAUGCCAAGAUGCAGGCAGCGGUCAUUAGAAAGGCAUACCAGAACGCGGGCCUUUCUUUUGCUGAUACGGAUUAUGUCGAGUGCCAUGGCACUGGUACUCCGGUUGGUGAUCCUAUAGAAGUCGAUGGCAUCGCGGCCUGUUUCGCGGGCCGCGAGGGUGAGCCACUAAGAAUCGGAUCGGUCAAAACAAACAUGGGCCAUAGCGAAGCCGCCAGCGGGUUGACAUCCAUCAUCAAAGUAGCCCUUGCUUUUGAGCACGGCAUGAUUCCACCUACCUACGGUGUAAAGAACCUGAAUCCCAAGUUGAAACUGAAGGAGCGCAACAUGAAGGUAUUGACCGAAGUUGAGGCAUGGCCCAGGGCACUUCGACGUGCUGGUGUCAAUUCCUUCGGCUAUGGUGGUGCGAACGGCCACGUUAUCCUUGAGUCCAUUGAUAGUUAUUUCGUCGGCUCUCUGGUCUCCUCUCCAAUUACGAGGGCCCUAUCAAAUCCCUAUGAAUCAGAAAAGGACUAUGUUGUCGUAAUCCCAUUCUCCGCCUCAUCAGGCAAAUCGUUGGAGGCUCGCCGCAAGCAGGCUAUUGAGACAGUGGAAAAGACUGAGGCAAGCGCUUUGAAGCCACUUGCUGCUGCCAUGAGCAAACGACAGACCAAAAUGCGCCUACGAGACUAUGUGCUUGCUUCCGCAAGCUCCAACUCUCAGCCAUCGUUGAUCGAUAUGACUGAUGUCGGUGACAAGGCAAGCCCAGGCACACAACCUCUUCCAUUUGCCUUUGUCUUUACUGGUCAGGGUGCACAAUAUGCAAACAUGGCCAAAGAACUGGUGGAGCAAGAUUUUGGUUUCCUAACCAGUAUUCGGGAUCUUGACGAGGUCUUGCAAUCUUUGCCCGCUGAGUACAAGCCAUCUUGGACUUUGGAGCAAACGAUUCUCGAUAAACCUGCUACGAGCAAGAUCAACGAUGUUACCCGUAGCCAGCCAAUUUGCACCGCCGUCCAGGUUUCUCUCGUUAAUAUGUUGCAAAGUUGGGGGGUUAGUCCAUCGGCUGUCAUUGGUCACUCUUCUGGCGAGAUUGCUGCAGCAUACGGAUCCGGCUUGCUUACUGCGUCUGAGGCCAUCCUGGCAGCCUAUUUCCGAGGCUUUGCUGUGGGCCAGCUUCAGUCUCGCGGAGCCAUGAUGGCUGUAGGAAUUACCCCGGAUGGGGCUAUUGCGUUGAUUGAGCAGCUUGGACUCAAGGAAGUUCGAGUUGCCUGUGUGAAUGCUCCUGAGAGUGUUACCUUGAGCGGCGCUGUCAAGGAUAUUGACUCCCUCCAAGCUAAGCUGCAGAAGGAGAAAAAAUUUGCUCGCAAGCUUGAGACUGGUGGCCGUGCUUACCACUCUCACAUGAUGGCUGAGAUUGGUGACUUGUACGAGUCGCUAGUUACUCCGUAUAUCACCGUCAAGAAGGUCGCUGAAAUGGAAGUCAAGAUGUUCUCAACAGUUGGUCACUCAAUUGAUGCCCUUGGCACCGUUGAUCUCUCUACAGAAAUGGCAUCGUAUUUCCGGAAGAACCUUGAGCAGCCAGUUCAAUUCAGUGCGGGAUUGGCCAAUAUGAUAACUAGUAACAAGUAUCACUUGAUCGAAAUCGGGCCUCAUUCAGCUCUUAAAGGGCCUAUUCAGCAGAUACGAACCAGCGCGAAGCGCGACAAGGAAGGUGUCCCCUAUUCUCCCACACUCGUCAGAAAAGAGAAUUCUUACGUCUGCUUGAAGAAGCUGGCAGGUACUCUCUUCUCCUAUGGCCACAGCCUGGAUUGGUAUGCCGUCAACAAUGUCCCGCGUUAUCACGCGCUGCCAACUCCACCUCUCGCCUCUUAUCCUUGGGAUUACUCCAAGCCGCUGCCAUGGCAUGAGCCUCGAGCCAGCGUUGAGCACCGUCUUCGAAAGCAUGUCCGUCACGAGCUCCUUGGCACGCGAGCCACUGCUGGCAAUGGCAUUGAAUGGUGCUGGCGCAACAUCCCACGAAUGUCCGAGAUGCCAUGGCUGCGCGAUCACAAGCUGGGAGAAUCGCAGGUUGUCCUACCUGGCGCAGCAUAUAUGGCGAUGGCUAUCGAAGCCUUUUCACAGGUUCAUGAGAUUAAAGGCAAACUAAUUGCAGGAGAGCCGUUCUCUUUUGAGUUUGAGAAUGUAAACAUUAGCGCAGCAUUUGUUGUGCCUGAUGAGAACGAUGCCGAGGCGGACAAGACUGAGCUUCACACACUGAUGUCUCCCCGCAAAAUUUCUACCGCAAACAUAUCCGGUAACUGGCAUGAGUUCUCUAUCUCGUCUUGGGUAUCUGGAAUUGCCACGUUGCACUGCAUGGGUAGCAUUCGAGUGAUGGAGUCAACUUUGAAGCCCAAGGAUGGGUCAGUCAUGAUUUCGGGUAAUGGUCAUGAAGUCUGGGGUAUGAGCCGCUGGUACGCCAAAGCAAAGGAAGAGGGACUCAAUUUUGGACCGACGUUCCAGUCGUUGACGAGUCUCCAUACUGACGGCAACCGGACAUCGACAGAUUCUAUCGCAACUACACUGCUAGACCCGCCUUCUGCAGCCGCCACUGGCAUGUUCUAUGCCGUACAUCCUAUCACCAUUGAUGCUUGCUUUCAGGCAACUAUCAUGGGCGGUACGGCUGGUAACAUCAACACGCUGCGAGCUUACGUUCCAGUCUUUGUUUCAAGCUGUUCGAUUCAAAUUCCCCGGGGAGGUUCUGCCAGCCUGGGCGAGGAAGAAGUCAGGAUUCAUUCACGCAUGGAAAAGACGGGCUUUUCGACUCGGGCUGUUUCUUUCACUCUGCGGCUGCCAGACGGUACGCCAGUCAUCGACAUGCCUCACCUGCGAAUGAAUGAAUAUACUGGAAAGGCCCCGGUUGAACCGGAGACUAGCAUCUAUCUCCAACGUCAGCCAUGUCUUCGAGUGCAAUGGAAACCGGAUGUAUUACGACUCCGUCCAGGUUCUGACGGUGCCAUUCGAGAGUACAUUGCCUCGUUUGCGGCUCAGCAGUCAGACGACCUGAAGGAUAACGGCGCCCUUGUUGUAUUCGCAGCUCUACUCGAUCUCUUUGGCCACAAGGUUCCUCGUAUGAGUGUGUUGGAACUGGGACAAGAGAGUCAGUGGACUCCCAAGGAUUGCCAGUCAAUUCUAGGCAAAGGUACUGCGUUCCCGCGGUUCCGAUUGUGGAACGAUGGGAAGCUUGGAGAUAACAGCAAGAUUAUCGUGGACAACGCCAAAAAUUCCGAUUCCUACGAUGUUGUGCUCAUUCCUCAUCUUUCUGUUUCGAAUAAGAUUUGGGCUGAAGCCGCAGAUGCGAUUAUCUCUCUGAUUUCCGACGAUGGUAUCAUCAUUACUCGUAGGAGUAAGGAUGUCGUUUCUGCUCUCAAGACUAGCGGAUUUGUGGUUCUAGAGCUCCCUAAUGAGACUCUCGUAGCCGUGCGUAGCCCCAAGCAAACAGGCUUGGAAAAUAAGGAAGUGGUCAUCGUCAAGCCUAACGAGGCUUCUCCAUCCAUCAACUCCCUCGCAACCGCUGUGGCGACUCAUCUAAAGAAUGCCGGUGUUGUGCAGUUAAGAACGGUAACAAUUGACAGCAUCGAGACCGUGAAUCUCAACUCCCAAGUUGUUUGCGUAUCACUACUGGAAAUGGAGCAUGAGUUUCUUGCAACUAUUAACAGCGAGGACAUGGACCGCUUCCGCAAAAUCACAGACAACGUGGGCGACCUUUUGUGGCUGACGGGAGCAAACAUGCUAUCUACUCCCAAUCCCGACCUCACCUUGUCUAGUGGUCUCUCGCGAGCACUGAUGCUGGAGCAGCCAGCUCUACGAUACGCUAUUUUGGAUGUCGGAGCUGAUAUUUCCAAGCCUAACUCUAUGGAGCUCAUCUGCAAUAGCGUCUCAGCAUCUUUGGUAUUCCGUCAUGCCACAGAUGACAAAGAAUUCAUCCAGAAGGACGGCAUUGUUUACAUCAGCCGCUUCGUCCCCGACGUCGAACUCAAUGCCUUAUUCAGACAUCGCAUGACUCCAGACUCUAUGAAGCUGGUCCCUCUUAGGGAGGUUGGCCCAGCUAAGUUAUCUAUCGGUCAGGUUGGGAUGACCGAUACCAUUCACUUCCAGCAAAUCUCAGAGCGAAAGACGACGCCUCCUGCCGGCUUCGUGGAUGUCGAUCUCCGCGCCAUUGGCCUCAAUGCAAAAGACGUUUACGCGCUCAAUGGCCGGGCUGAAACUCGAUCGGCUACAACUGCGCUCGACUUUGGAGGUGUUAUCUCAGCUGUUGGCCCAGGUAUCGAGCAUCUCAAGGUGGGAGACCGUGUGGCUGGCUUUAUUCCUAAUCAUUUCGGGACAACCGAAAGAGUUACUGUGCAGGCCGUCCACAAGAUGCUGCCAGAGGAAGAAUUUACCGUUUUGCCUACUCUCUUGACUGUUUAUUGCACUGCUCUGGUUGCUCUCCGUGACCGAGCUCAUCUUCGCGCUGGCGAGUCCAUCUUGAUUCAUUCUGGCGCUGGCGCCUUUGGUCUCGCCGCCAUCACUAUGGCCAAGUAUAUGGGCGCUACAGUCUUUGCAACUGUCGGUUCGCACUCGAAGCGCGAGUACCUCAUCAAAGAGAUGGGUGUUCCAACCGAAAACAUCUUCAACUCGCGCAGCGCCUCUUUCAUGGAAGACAUCCUGGCAGCCACCGGUGGUCGGGGCGUCAACGUCAUCGUCAACUCCCUCGUCGGUGACUUGAUGCACGCCUCUUGGUCCUGCAUUGCUCCAUUUGGUCGCUUUGUGGAGAUUGGCAAACGCGAGCUCAUUGACGCAGGGAAGCUUGAUAUGCGCGUCUUCUUGAAGAAUGCUACCUUUACUGCCUUUGAUCUGUCCGAAUUCUUCUACGCUGAGGACAGCUACUACCAAGAUAUCGUGUAUGGCUACACCGCCGAAGUGAUUGAAAUGUAUCGCGCCGGCAUCAUCAAGGCCUCUCCCAUCGCAACCUUUGAUGUUGCUGAGAUUGGUCAAGCGUAUCGAUACUUUGGCAACAAGGAUCGGGUGGGUAAAGUUGUUGUUUCGAUGGAGAAUUCCAGGAGCCUCAUCCAAGUCGUGCCGGCAUCCUACCAGUCAGUGUUUCAUCCUGAAAAGACUUACUUGCUCGUCGGCUGUCUUGGUGGUCUCGGCCGCAGUCUCAGCCGCUGGAUGAUGUCUCGCGGUGCCCGCAAGUUUUGUUUCCUUGGACGUUCAGGAUGCGAUAAGCCCAGUGCCGCUGAGCUAGUGAACCGUCUCCGAGAUGCCGGAGCCAGUGUCACCGUAGUCCGUGGAGAUGUGUCUAACGAAGACCAGGUUCGUGAAGCUGUCGCAGCUUGUUCAAAGAAGGGCCCAAUUGGCGGUGUUGUUCAAGCGGCCAUGGGUCUCAGUGAAGCUCUCUUCUCCGUCAUGACUAAUAAAGCAUGGCACACUGGUAUCCAACCCAAGUGGAAAGGUUCCUGGAACUUGCAUCACGCUCUGGAAGGCCAUGAUGCUGACCUUGACUUCUUCCUCUUGACUUCGUCCAUUUCUGGUAGCUGCGGUACUGCUACAGAGAGCAAUUACUGUUCCGCCAAUGGUUUCCUUGAUUCGUUUGCCAGGUGGCGCCGCUCUCAAGGCAAGCCUGCGGUGUCAGUCGGCCUUGGUAUGAUAUCAGAGGUUGGUUACCUGCAUGAGAAUCCCGACAUUGAGGCCAUGCUCCUCCGUAAGGGCAUCCAGCCUCUCAACGAGGACGAGUUCCUUCAAGUAUUAGAUUAUGGUAUAUCUGGUCCUGGUAGCGACAGCGAAUUUGGCCGUGGCGUGUCCAUGACCAGCGAAUCCGCCCACAUCUUGACCGGCCUGGAGUCCUAUGGUGUCCGCAAAUUGAUGGCUCAGGGAUUCGAGGUCAACAACGGCGUGAUGGAUGAGUCUCGCACAUCUAUCCUUGCCGCAUCUCUACUCUCAGAGAAAGAUGCUAAAGAAGAGGAAAAGGGUGCAGAUGUUGGCCAGCUCCUCGCCGCCGCUGAAUGGGUCAAGGACGUCCCCGCCAAUGCGCUCUCUAUGUUGAUACCCGAAGCCAGCGCGCCUACGAUGCUAGAUGCUAUCCUACGCCUCACUAAGAAGCGCUUCAGUAACUUGAUUUUGAUGCAGCUGGAUGCAGUAGAUGAUAGUGCUCCUCUCCCAUCCUUUGGCGUCGACAGCAUGCUUGCGGCAGAAUUCAGAACCUGGUUCUUCAAUACCUUCAAGAUUGAUGUACCAUUCCUUGACAUUGUCAGUCCUCAAAAGUCUCUGCAUACACUGGCGGAAUUUAUAGAAGAGAAGCUAGUUGCCAGCUGGGCCAGUUGA